GCUGCAUCGCUGUCCGUGCUGCUGCUCGAUUGCUUUAAUUCGGUUCCGAUAUCGGCCCCGCACUCGCUGAGCGGCUCUUACAGGAGGGAUUUGUGGGAAUGCUACGGGCAAAGGAAGCUGUGCUAAUAUCGAAUGCCCGUGGCAUCAGACUCAGAUAGAUCUUUCUAGCUGAUUUCAACUUCUUGCUGCUUCGCCUGUGAGAAUUGAAGCGGCACCGAGGAGAGCUCACACGCACGCAGAGAAGCACUCCCGGCCAGCCGCGUGUGCCAUUGAUUCCAUGCCAUCCUCGCCGGCGGCUGCGGGGGAGCUGCGGGAGCGCUGCUGUGGCUUUACCGUGGGAGCGGCGCAGGCUACAAUAGGUGUCACUGUGUGCGAGCCCAAUCGCGCGCGGUGCCUGCAGCCAUUGGCUCCGGCCGCGCGGCUGCCGCUCCCGCUCCGCUCCCAGCCCUGCCCGCACAACUUGGGCUCGCCGGCAGCCUGGCACUGCCACCGUGCGCUCCUCCUGCACUCUGCCCCGGCUGUAGCGCUGCCAGGCGGUUCCUGAUCAGGAAAGCUGGAAGGAAUGAUGGGGAUGUGUUUAACGGUUCAAGUACUGGAUCAAACUUAAACUCAGUUUCUUACUCUGGGUGCUGGAAAGGUCACCUUGUCUUGCUGAGUCUCAGCUCUGCUGCUUUCGGUGUUACAGCUUCCACCUAGAUUCCUAAAUGUUCCUGGCUAGUUAGGCUGUCGGUCUUUACUCACGGGUAUACUGAUGGUAGAUGAGAAAGGAAAGAACAUGAAAUGUCUCACCUUCUUCUUGAUGCUUCCAGAGACGGUCAAGAACAGGUCUAAGAAGAGCUCUAAGAAAGGAAAUAGCAGCAGCAGUAGCAACAGCAAAUUGCCUCCAGUUUGCUAUGAAAUCAUUACCUUGAAGACCAAAAAGAAGAAGAAGAUGGCUGCUGAUAUUUUUCCCCGAAAGAAACCAGCUAAUACUAAUACAACUGCUGUCCAGCAGUACCAUCAGCAAAAUCUCAACAACAACAACACUAUUCCUGCACCUAAUUGGCAAGGACUUUAUCCAACCAUCAGAGAGAGAAAUGCAGUGAUGUUCAACAAUGACUUGAUGGCAGAUGUUCAUUUUGUGGUCGGGCCACCAGGUGGGACCCAGCGGCUGCCAGGACACAAAUAUGUCCUGGCUGUUGGGAGCUCUGUAUUCCAUGCAAUGUUUUACGGAGAGCUCGCUGAGGACAAAGAUGAAAUCCGUAUACCAGAUGUUGAGCCUGCUGCUUUUCUUGCAAUGCUGAAGUACAUCUAUUGUGAUGAGAUCGAUUUGGCAGCAGACACUGUCUUGGCCACUCUUUACGCUGCCAAGAAGUACAUUGUCCCUCACCUGGCCCGUGCCUGCGUUAACUUUCUCGAGACAAGCCUGAGUGCAAAGAAUGCCUGCGUGCUGCUCUCCCAGAGCUGCUUAUUCGAGGAACCUGACCUGACCCAGCGCUGCUGGGAAGUGAUUGAUGCCCAAGCUGAGCUCGCUUUGAAGUCUGAGGGCUUCUGUGACAUUGAUUUUCAGACACUUGAAAGCAUUCUCCGAAGGGAGACUCUGAAUGCCAAAGAAAUCGUUGUUUUCGAGGCAGCUCUGAACUGGGCUGAAGUGGAGUGCCAGCGCCAGGAGCUGACGGCCACCAUCGAGAACAAGCGCAAGGUGCUGGGCAAGGCUCUCUACCUGAUCCGCAUCCCCACCAUGGCCCUGGACGACUUCGCCAACGGCGCCGCCCAGUCGGGGAUCCUGACUCUGAAUGAAACCAACGACAUCUUCCUGUGGUACACGGCCGCCAAGAAACCAGAGCUGCAGUUCGUCAGCAAGCCCCGCAAAGGCCUCGUCCCUCAGCGCUGCCACCGCUUCCAGUCCUGCGCUUACCGCAGCAACCAGUGGCGCUACCGGGGCCGCUGUGACAGCAUCCAGUUUGCUGUUGACAAGAGAGUGUUCAUUGCUGGCUUUGGGCUCUAUGGCUCCAGCUGUGGGUCGGCAGAGUACAGUGCUAAGAUUGAACUGAAGCGACAAGGAGUUAUCCUGGGCCAGAACUUGAGUAAAUACUUCUCGGAUGGUUCUAGUAACACUUUUCCCGUGUGGUUUGAGUAUCCGGUGCAGAUUGAGCCUGACACCUUUUACACAGCGAGCGUGAUUCUGGAUGGUAAUGAACUCAGCUAUUUUGGACAAGAAGGGAUGACAGAAGUUCAGUGUGGGAAGGUGACUGUUCAGUUUCAGUGCUCCUCGGACAGUACGAAUGGCACAGGUGUACAGGGAGGACAAAUUCCUGAACUCAUAUUUUAUGCUUGAAUGGGAGUGUGUGAAUACAAAGCAUUUUGCUAUGAAGAACCUGUCUGGUUCAGGCCUACUGAUUCUUAGCUUUUUAUCUGCAGAUAUGUGAUCAGUACAGGGAAUAUGUAACUAAAUGCUGUGGGCAAGUUCCUGGCUUGCUGUACUUGUAGCAUCAUUGGUGAUUAAGUGUAAUAUUUAAACUGGAAGCUCUUAGAAACAAGCAAGUUUUAAAGGCUUUGUAAGGGAGGUGCCUGUUUGCUGGUGAUGCUGACCCUUUCUUUGAUGCACCAGUGAAUCAUCUCCCCCUCUUGUAUCUCAACACUGUCUUCAUUGAUCAGUUUUUUCUUUCUCCAUUUUCUGCUUUCUGCUUGUAUUGGGGAGGUAGGGAGAGAAAACAAAGAGUCUUGUUUUAUAGCUCUCUCUGCUGUCUGCUCUGCAGACUUUAGAGAUCCCAGUGAACCAAGCUGCUUUUGACCAUGGGGGCUGGAAGAAGUCCUUCGGUUGUAAGCAGAAAAAGCACAAGUUUAAACCUUCAUCCUGUGAGGCAGCAUCUUUCAGGAAGCUCCACGGCAUACCAGCCAUAUCCCUAGUGCAUGGACAUGUUCACAGUGAGGAAGGGAUGUGGGCUUGGCCAGUUACCCUUGGAGUUCAUUUUCUAGGAAUCCCACCUUGAAGGCAAGGAAGUACUUGCAUGUGUUCAAAUUGUGUGUGCAGCUCUUGAAACUCUGCUCCCAUGACCCAGGUUUUGCUACACUGGAGUUGAUAUGCUCUUUAAAUGGCAUUUCUUUGAACCCUUGCUAAAUAAAUGGGAAUUUAUAGCAAUCAUCUGAUGCAGGAUAAUUUUUUGUUUCUUUUGGGUGGGUUUUUUCUUCUUUCUAAAAAUGGUAGAGGCAGAUUUUAGAGGAACAAAAGAAUGUAUCAAUCUUGACUUGGAUUUUUUUCUGCAAUCUGAGAUUUUUUUUUUCCUUUUUAUUACCUUUUUGUUUCCUUUUUAUUACUUUUUAUAGUUGAAAUUUAGACAAAGACAGAAGGUUCCCAACUGUGGUCAUGUUACACUUCGUGUAUACCAUCUGAUAGCAGUGAGGGGGGGAGGAAAUCUCCCCUAAUGGGUUAUUGUUGGAGCUCUUGCAUUGCUUAUGGCUACACAUCAGUCAGAGGAUUAUGUGGUCUGGAACCUUUUCCCUGGCUGAGUUUUUCCCCCCAGGAAGUGACAUGUCCAUAUCAUUUUUGGUGAUGUAACAGGAAGUUACAUGUCUGUAUCAUUUUUGCAAAAGUAUGAGGGAUACUCCUUGGAUCAGGGGAGGAAACCAGUAUAAAUAAGAACUACAGGUACUAUUGAAACAUGAGAAAAUCCUUCAUCACUGCACUGGGACAGAUGUUCCUCUGCCCUGCUGCACUGUCCAUUGUAAAGCAUCUCGCUUCACCUCCAAAAUGCGUUCUGUUUGUUGCAUACCUUCGAACAAAAUGAGAGGACCAAAUGAUUCUUUAGACCUGCUGAAGAUUAAUGUUACAGUAUAUCCACACAUUAAUGUAGCAUAACCCUAAAAUCACUUGUCAGUUCUGUAAUAAAAAUGUUUUUCUCAUCUUAUUUUACCAGUUUAAUGCUGUUACUCUAAGUGUUGCUUGAUGGUUGGAAUCCUGGCCCUUGGCCAUUGGAAAGUGCCAAAAUACAUCUUUGCAGUGUCCAAAAUACCAUCUGAAGUAAGGAAAAGUGGAGUGUAGUCAAAUCCCAAAUUUUCUCUCUAGGUAAUAAAAGGAGAGCCAGGUAAAAAAGUACUCCACAGGAUUUAUGCUUUUCAUGCAUCUUAAAGUUUAAUGUUUUGUAUACAUACAUACAUGUGUGUGUAAGCAGCGCUCUUUCUGAAAUGUAAAUACCCUCAAAAUACAUAGAAAAAUGUUUUGUUUUUUGUAACAGAUGUACAUAAUCCAGACUGUUUGUGAAAUCUAAACAGAAUGCUCCAUGGAAAACUCCCAGGGAGAGAUUUAUAAAAACCUCCAGUUACUUAUAUUUAGAUCUGCAACUGAAAAUAGACAAGAGUAUAAAUGGUAUGGAGUGGAGAAAGAGUUGCUGAAAAGAUCAUAGAAAGGAAUCUGAGAUUGUGAUGAGGUAACGGUCAUCUACUUUUAGACAACAUCUGAGCAGCAGUUCCAUUUAUUUAGAUACAUUUCAAAGCAGAGAAAGAUGCUAAUCAGCUGAUUAAAUUUUUGUAUAGCAAGUGGCUGAUGCAGAUGUAAUUACUCUGAGUGAUAAGCAGAUUGACAGGUUCUGGUAGAGAGCUGCAUUUUGAUUUGGUUGGUAAAAAAACAUGUGCCACAGCUGGUGGGACAAGUCAGAGAGUACUGCAUUGCUUUAACUAGUCCUGGGUUCUCACUUUGAAUUUAUUAUUUGUUUUGACUUACCUGCAAAUAAAGGUGACUUAUCUGCUAUGUUCACUGGCUGGAAGAGAAGUUCAGAGAUCAGAACACUGUAGCUGUAAUGUGUAGAAAACGAGCUGUUAUUUAAUUAUUGUUCUUAUUUGAUUCUUUUAUGAAGUCUUUUUGACGAAGUAGGAUGAAAGCAACCUCUAGCUUAAUUCCUCUGAGUCCAUUCUGGGUUUUGGGAGCUGGUGCAGGGAAAGGUUUCAAGUGUGGGUGAUCAGACAAAGGCACCCAAAACACCUUUGGAUGCUCACAGCAUAACUUGCUUCUGAGCACUUUGUGAUGCUAACAAGUACUGGGAUGUAAGAAGGUGGCCAGAGCCACUCACCCAGGGACAUCAGGGCACUUCAGUGGGUGUCUGAAUGUGGAUUUGGUUGGUUUAGCAGAACCACCCAAGCUUGAGUACGUUGAUUGACGUCUUGCAAGCAUCAGCCAUGUCAGCCUGGAAUGUAAACAUGAUGUCUGUAGAGAUCACCUCACAGAUUCUGUCUAAACUGUUCCUGGCUGUCUCUGCUACUUGUAUCUUUGAUUUGCUGGUGAGAGGAAUAUGUGAUAAGAGAGUAUAAUGUAAUAUACUUUCUGCAUAUCUAAAAUAGUAUUUAAGUAAACACUUUAAUUUCUACACACUUAUUGCACUGAACUAUUUUGGGUUUUGUUUUUUUGUUGUGAUAAACUCAGCUCACUUCAGGUCCCAGCACCCAUUUGUGCUGAAGCAGUGUUUGACCUUAGCAGGCUUACAGCAUUAUUUAUAAAGGACAGAUAUAUAUAAAUAUAUAAAGUACCUCAUGUUGAAUGUUAUUGUACUGUAUCUUUAAUGUCACAGUGCAGAUCUUGUUGGACUCAUGAAUGUGUAUAAUCACGUUAAACAUAAAAAUAAAAAUGAUUCUUAAAUCAUUG
Messenger RNA from Camarhynchus parvulus, 5614 nucleotides. RefSeq names its product BTB domain containing 3 (gene BTBD3). The coding region runs from base 752 to 2317 and encodes 521 amino acids. Gene Ontology annotation, biological process: cerebral cortex development; neurogenesis; dendrite morphogenesis. Gene Ontology annotation, cellular component: cytosol. Gene Ontology annotation, molecular function: protein binding. The record is from RefSeq and is a predicted model, not a curated record. Lineage: Eukaryota; Metazoa; Chordata; Aves; Passeriformes; Thraupidae. The transcript has 4 exons.